This is a messenger RNA of Brassica oleracea var. oleracea, 1818 nucleotides long. RefSeq lists its product as uncharacterized. The record is from RefSeq and is a predicted model, not a curated record. The transcript has 3 exons. NCBI's taxonomy places the organism in Eukaryota, Viridiplantae, Streptophyta, Magnoliopsida, Brassicales, Brassicaceae. The annotation marks the transcript as partial.
AUGUUUGGUCUUCAAAGGAGAAGUAAGAAGGAGAAGCCCCCACAACAAUCUUUCUCUCAAACUCCAUUUAAAUAUUCUUUGAAUAAUUUUGAUGAGUUUGUUAGUGUGCGAGAACAGCCAGGCAUAUGGAGAAAAACGACCAGAGAUGUGGCUGAUCCAAAGAGGCGUUUGCUUCAGUUUGAUGUCCAAGAGUUUUGUGAUAACUUUGUGGAGGAAGUGGUGAAAACCCUCAAGGACGUCAACCAGACCCAUAAGAAGAUCACAUCCACACGUGCACCUGUAGCUGAGUCAUCCUUAUUCAUCAGCAAGAAAUCCAAAGGUAAAUCCGAAACCCAUGUUGAGGAGUUGAAAGAUUUUUCAGAUUCUUUACCCAUCUAUGAUAAAUAUGAUGAAGAACCAAUUGAAAGCUUGAUGAUUUGUGAGAAAAACUGUGAUUUUCCUUCUUCUGAAUCUGAGCUUAUGAUUGAUAAUGAACAAGCUAUUGUGGAACUAACCGUUUUGCAACCGGAGCAUCCGAGUAGUCUUGAAAAAAAGGUUCAGCCUCAGAAAAGUGAAAGCAUUGAUAGUUCCCAACAGCUUGAGAUUUGUAGAAGCAUUGUUGUCCAAACCGGCUACCUUGGAAAUGCCAGCGACAGAGGUUCGGUCCAAGGGGAAUAUCUCGACCUUAAGAAGAUCCAGUCGAAUGAGCCGAUCUUAGGGUCUUUCACAUCCCCUCUAGAGAAUUGGAAUCCCGAAAAAGCACCAAAAAUUGAGUUAAAGCAGUUGCCCGCCGGACUAAAGUAUGCUUUUCUCUACAAUAAUUUUUAUCCCGUAAUCGUUAAUGCCAACCUAACCAACGGAGAACUUGCGUUGUUAUUAAAUAAACUGCGCAAGUAUAGUAAAGCCCUCGGAUACUCUCUCAAGGAUAUUCCUGGUAUCUCUCCAGAUCUGUGCAUGCAUCGGAUUCACUUAGAAGACGAUUCAAAAUCGUCAGUGGAACAUCAAAGAAGGCUAAACCCGCACUUGAAAGAAGUUGCUAAGAAGGAAAUUAUUAAACUUCUAGAUGCUGGAAUCAUCUACCCAAUUUCGGAUAGCAACUGGGUGAGCCCCGUGCAUGUUGUACCUAAGAAAGGCGGAAUUAUAGUGGUUAAGAAUGAUAAAAAUGAACUCAUUCCCACGCGAACUGUCCCUGGAUAUCGAAUAUGUAUCGAUUAUAGGAAGCUAAACGCUGCCACCAGAAAAGAUCACUUUCCCUUACCCUUCAUUGAUCAAAUGUUGGAAAGAUUGACAAAUCACCAAUACUACUGUUUUCUUGACGGAUACUCUGGAUUUUUCCAAAUUCCUAUACAUCCUGACUAUCAAGAAAAGACCACCUUUACAUGCCCUUACGGAACAUUUGCAUACCGCAGAAUGCCAUUCGGUCUUAGUAAUGCCCCUGCCACUUUCCAACGAUGCAUGAUGUCAAUCUUUACAGAUAGGAUAGAAGAUCUCAUGGAAGUCUUUAUGGAUGAUUUUUCCGUAUAUGGAUCCAGUUUCAAAAACUGUCUCGAUAACCUAUGUAAAGUCUUGGCAAGAUGUAAAGAAAAAAACCUCGUUCUGAAUUGGGAAAAAUGCCACUUUAUGGUUAACGAUGGAAUCGUCCUAGGACAUAAAGUGUCCGCUGCUGGCAUAGAAGUAGAUCGGGCGAAGAUUGAGGUAAUGACCGGCCUGCCUGCACCCACGAACGUAAAAGACGUGAGAAGUUUUCUUGGGCAUGCCGGAUUUUACAGGAGGUUCAUACAGGAUUUUAGCAAAAUCGCUAGACCUCUAACCUCCCUCCUCUGUAAAGAAGUUAAAUUC